Trypanosoma grayi is the source of this 981-nucleotide messenger RNA. Its product is annotated as putative mitotubule-associated protein Gb4. The record is from RefSeq and is a predicted model, not a curated record. Lineage: Eukaryota; Euglenozoa; Kinetoplastea; Trypanosomatida; Trypanosomatidae. The transcript has a single exon. The coding region runs from base 1 to 981 and encodes 326 amino acids.
AUGCAGAAUGGAGAUCAUCCUCCCGAGACGGAGGAGGAACCAGAACCGGAGCAAGAGAGCGAAGAGCCUGCAAUGCAGAUGGGUGAGCCGAAGGAUGAGGAACCGAAAGAGGGCCAUGUUGACGAAGUAGAGCAGCCGAAAACGAUUGGCUCUGCAAAGGCGGGGAAGACAAAACACACCAUCCGUUUCCGUGGCGCCAAGUGGGGAACAGUGCUCGAGAAGAACUCUGCGGAGCUGGAGGCGGCCUUCAAGAAGGACGUGGUGGAGGCAACUGGACUGGACGACCAACGUAUUGAGAAGCUGCAAUUCCGCUUUACUGAUGCGAUGGUCGCAAAUUUCUUUGUGCGCCACCAGAACGACGCUGAAAAAAUGGCAGAAGUCCACGCUACGCUGCAGUCAUACAACUUCCCGCGUACUACCGGCGUUUACCGUGGCAGGGGUUUUUUUACCGCCCGCAUCCCUGGAGCCAAGUGGGCUCCAAUUCUGGCGAGCAAUCGAACCGCUGUGGAGUCUUCAUUCAGGCGAGAUGUGCGGGAGGCUACAGGGAUGGGAGAUGCCUCUAUUGGAGAUGUGGCGUUCGAGGCCACGGAUGCGCUUCUUGUGAAAUUCUCCCUGCGGCACGGCAAUCAGGCUAACAAGAGGGAUAUGUUAAACAAAACUCUGCAGUCGUACAAAUUUCCGCAUACUACGCAUUUGUAUGGUGGCAAAUCGAAGCAUAUCGUUCGAUUCCGCGGCGACAAGUGGGGAACAGUGCUCGAGAAAAAACGCGCUGCACUUGAGUCCGCCUUCAAGAAGGAUGUGGUGGAGCUGACUGGACUGGACGAGAAGCGCCUUGUGGAGUUUGACUUCCAGUUCAGCGAUGCCAUGGUCGCAACUUUCUCUGUGAUCCUCCACAACGACGCCGAGAGGAUGGACGAGGUGCACAAUACGCUGCAGUCGUACAGCUUCCCUCACACGACCGCUCUGUAUGGUAAAUCGUAG